AUGAGGAGGCUAGAGAGGAGCAUUAUGCUGGAGAUAAUGCCGCCAGUGCUGUGGAAACACAGAACACAAGAUACCACAGAUGAAAGUCAUAGCAAGACAGAGCAAUCUGAAAACAAGGAAAAUAAUGAGUUUAAGGAUGAGUCUAAUACCCAUGGUACUGAAGAAGCUCAUAUUGAUCAACAUGAGUUAGUCUCAAAUAAAACAGAAUCAGAAAAAACUGAGAAGGCUGAUUCAGGCAAUGGGAACCAAGCAUUGAUGGAGAGUGAUGGACAUAAAAGGGAUGGGGAGCAAGCUGAUUCCACUUCAACAUCUUCCUCAGAAAACUAUGUCAGCAAUGCAACCAAUGGAGAGUCCAAGGACUCACCUACUAAUGCUGCUGACAAGCAAAACGUUGACAGCAAUUCUGACAAGGGAGCGCAAGAUAAUGUGUGUCAUCCAGUACAGGUGACAACAAAGAUGCUAGCCAGGAGGUACAACAAACUUCCUCUGGUGCUUCAUCUGAACAGAAGAAAGAUGAUUCCUCAAAAGAAAGAUGCAUCUUCCGGGAACAAUGCUGAUGCAGUGCAGAGUGAGAAACAGAACAAUGUUCAAAGCCAGACAAAUGAAACUGGAGGUGCUCAAAAAGAAUCAUCUGUUGCAGGAAACCAGAAAGAAGAAUCAACCGAUUCCAACUCGCAGGAUCAAGUCAGGUCUGAAUCUUGA
Messenger RNA from Neltuma alba, 702 nucleotides. RefSeq lists its product as uncharacterized. The coding region runs from base 1 to 702 and encodes 233 amino acids. The transcript is spliced from 2 exons. Lineage: Eukaryota; Viridiplantae; Streptophyta; Magnoliopsida; Fabales; Fabaceae. The record is from RefSeq and is a predicted model, not a curated record.